Miscanthus lutarioriparius is the source of this 669-nucleotide messenger RNA. NCBI's taxonomy places the organism in Eukaryota, Viridiplantae, Streptophyta, Magnoliopsida, Poales, Poaceae. The record is from the annotation of a GenBank genome assembly.
AUGGCAUGGGGAGGUCUGUUCUUGAGCAUGGGCCGCCCCACGCAGGAGCAACAGAAGUCCUGCCUUGCAGCCGCUGGUGGCUUCAACUACGACACAGCUCUCCAUGGCACCACACGCCCAAAGUCAGCGUCUACCUUGACCUCUGACGAAGCUGGUGGCGAAACAAGCGACAAGGUUCUUACCGAGCAUGGCUUCUUUGUGAACCGAUCGCGUGUUCUAAUUGGCUCAGGUUCUGAUGCCUUUGUCCAUGCCAAAUCCGCCCUCCUCUCAUGGAGGCACUUGGCGCUAGGGUGGGCAAAUGUGGAACCGGACACCUCGGUGAAGGUAGGAACAAGGUUCUGCAUCUGCUACAAGGAGUUGAUCCCCUGGGUGAUGCUGACACUUCAGAUAGCGUAUGUGACCGAUGGUGAGUCAGACAGAUCCAAGAUGUUUGCGUUCGGCAGCGGCACUCUACAGGGCCAUUUGCUGGCCGGGGAGGAGCGCUUCUUGGUGCAGGUAGACGAGGAGGAGCGGGUGUGGUACGAGGUGGUUUCUUUCUCAAAGCCGGCGCACGUCCUGGCGACGCUGUGCUACCCGUAUGUGCAGCUGAGGCAGAAGCAUUUCGCGCAGCAGUCGGGACAGGCGCUCCUCAGGCAUGUGACCACCUGCUCGACCAAGCAGAAGCAGUAG